Messenger RNA from Tigriopus californicus, 5389 nucleotides. RefSeq lists its product as uncharacterized. The transcript is spliced from 4 exons. Lineage: Eukaryota; Metazoa; Arthropoda; Copepoda; Harpacticoida; Harpacticidae. Gene Ontology annotation, biological process: signal transduction. Bases 1292 to 5215 code for a protein of 1307 amino acids. The record is from RefSeq and is a predicted model, not a curated record.
CACCCCUAAGCCUUAGAGCUAGUUAGAGCUCGAGUGAGAGCAAUGGUGAAAAAUCACACUGACCGCCGCCCCCGAAGUCGUCCCAUUGUAAUCCAUUUUAUUGUGAUCUUUGGACAUUAAUCCAUCCCCAGGGAUGAUCAGCAUUAGUCUCCACCCUUCUCGUUCAUGGUCUUCCCCUGAGAUAUGUACCUACCCCGGUUUGAUUCGACGGAUGAUCUGGACAUAAACUGAUAACUCUCGCUCGCUCUCCGACUACUAGAAUUUUCAUACUCCAUUACGCUCGGUCUGAUUGUGCCCAGUGAAACUCAUCCGGCCCCGUUUUCGGUCUCCUGGUCUCGGUCCUGCAGUCUAGCCCAUGGAGUACGUCAGUGUCGAGCCCCUCUCAGUCUCUGUCAGUCUCUCUGUGAGCGUACCCGUCUCCGGGCCUAUCUGGCCUAUCGAGUAAGUGGGACUGCUCAGCUGGAGUGGCUGUUACCCUCGGAUUAUCCAGGGCUAACCCACCCGGUCUACCUAGCAACGGUACGCACGAGGGGAUUUUGGACAGAGGGAUCGCGUUUCGCUGUUGUGGCGCAUAGGAGUGGGUGGAGGAGGAGGCUGACCUGACUCCGCGAGCACGGGCAUUCGGGCGACUCCGAGAACACGAGAACACUGUCCGUGGCUCGUUCUGCCUCGUGGCUGGCUCAACACACCGAGCAGAGGGAUCGACAGAUCCGACAGAUCCGACAGAUCUGACUGGGCACACAUUGGCACACACACACGCUCAGUCUGGAGUGAUCAACAUGGAGGUGUAAAAACGGACAUAGACCCACAUCUCUUCAAUCCUAUCAGUCGCCCUUUGGAGCUGACCAAGCUGACAUUUUGUAAUUCAGGUUCUUGGGUUGGCCCGGACGUCCGUUUUUUUGUUACGGUUGUUUUAUCGAUCUAUCAUCCCUCGAUCGGGCUCUCCUUUAGCGAGCAGAUCUUGGACGUGAAUUAUUCAGUGAGAAGAUCCCAACCGAACUGCAGGGACGGAUUUUACAGUUGGUCCGGAGAGGCUUCUGUCAGUUUCAGUGUCAAAUAUCAUACCAGUGUGACAAAAGAGUUCUCUCCCUCUCUCUCUUGCUCUCAUUUGGAAAUACUCUCAGCGCCGAAAUUAGACGUCCAUCCAGGAUCACUCGUCUGAGCGGUGAAUUGAAGUUGAACUGAGUAAAUAUGGCAAUGACUCAGGAGAAGAUAUCUCCCUCAUAAGAGGGUGUCAAAGCCGGUUCUGUGCGUGUUUGUGUGAUCAGUGUGUGCAUGUGGACUCGCCAAGAUGGAACAGGGAGAAAGUGACUCGGCCGUCAUCUACGAGAACGGCCAAUUUCUGGCCGCCAAUCCCAAUCCCUUUGGGUCUUUCGAUGACGAGUUCGGAAGCCCACCUGCAUUGCCCGUGCGACGCCACGGAUCCGUGAGUUCAACCACCACCGACAAGAGCCAUAACAGCUGGGAUGAGACUCGAGAAAGGGCUGCCUCAAGAGCUUCGAAAGUGUCUUCCUACGACGAAAUGGGCAUUAACCAUGGCCGACCUUAUGUCAUUCAAAAGGUCCCGGAUGAAACUGAUGCGGCGCCGACGGGAAUUGAGACCCGGGGGGGAGAAGAGGAGAGCGAUUCUUUGACCUCUGUGGCGUUCGAGUCUCCGUUGAAGGAACUCCAGUCACGCUCGCCACCCCCGAGAAUCCGACCCAUUCCGGCCCCGAGGCUCUCGAAGUUGACGAAGCCAAACUACGAGAACCACGACAUCCCCACCACUAUCCUUCAGUCUUUGAACAACAGCUUACCACAGAAGAUCGAAGAUCCCAAACAGAAGAUCGUGAUUGAGCCCGAGGAGUAUUCCGAUCCCAUUGACGCCGACGACAACGAGAACUUCUACUCGGAGAUCGACUCGAAUUUCAACGUCCCCGACUCCGAAAUCGGCGAGGAGGUGAUCCCGUCGAUUUUGGAUGAAGACAUCGCCGAGACCGAGCGCAUCUACAUGGAUAUCGACGAGAUCCGAGCCCAGCAAAAUCCGGAGUCUUGGAGUCGAUUGAACACCAUCGCCAUCCGAGACAAUUUCAACAAGCUUUGGGAGGAAGCUGCUAAAGAGCUCGAUCGGGAGGAGAAGUUUGUCCAAGAAAUUGAAAAGAUGCAGAUUAAGGACACUCAAAGUGAGGCCAAAGGAGCCGUUCAAAUCUCGCGAUCGUCCUCAGGGAAUCAACACUCCUACGAUAGCGUGGCCUUGCCAGGCGCCAAGUUUCGGAUCCAAAACGGUGUUCAGGUGCCCGUGGCCAAUUUCACGCUAUUGAAAAAGUUCGAUCCGUGCUUUGAACGCUCCGAAUCCAUCGAGGAGGAAAACGAGUCGGACGAAAACUCCGACGACGACGACAAUGAUAAUAAUGAUGAUGACGACGACGACGACGUGUCUUCCAUAUGUUCCGGAAGCUUCUCCAUCAUAUCCGAUAGUCGACUCCUGGCCCCACCGGUCCCUCCCCCUCGCAAAUCCUCAUUCUUACCUUCCUCGUCUACGUCCAUGGACGAAACAGAUUCUCGUCGAACUUCUACUGGCUCUUCCGUAACUGAUAUUCCUCCACCCAGCCAACCUCCCCCGAACAAUCCAUACGAAAACGUGUGGGUUCCAUCCAGUCGCAAACGUUCAUACCUCGUCCAUUCUGAAUCGUCAGACGAAAAAUAUCCAGACUCGAUCACAUCCUCGAGCACAUCGUUGUCAUACAAAUCCGGAGGCGAACCGGAUCCGCAGACUUGCGUUUAUGCCCAGCCGAUCAAAAACAAGCACGUGAUGGCCGUCAAAGGCAUGGAAGAUGAUUCCCAAUCCAUGGGCAAGGGAACUCCUCAUGGAGGAUCGGUUCAGAGUCUGCGUGACGUGGGUAGGUCUUCCUCGACGAGCAAUCUAUCGUUUCUGACGAAAAAAUUCUCCUUCUCCAAGAUGACUCGGAAAUUGUCGGAGCAAGUCAUGAAACCCAAUCUGUCAGGAUCAAAGGAGAACAACGCUGUCGGUGCUUCCCAACAAAGCUCGCCCAAAGAGUCUAAAGCCAUGAUCAGAGUUGAUGCUCUCAGCAAAGGCUCCCGGAGUCGUCGUGGGUCGGCUUUGUCCGACAGCUCUUGGUCCGGGACCACGUGCCAUAGCGGCCCAUUGUAUGUGUAUUCCAAGUCGAAGAAGACCCAAGCCCACGAGAAAUGGUGCGUUUUGGGCAAUGCGGCUCUCUCCUACUUUCAUCAUCAAGAUUCCCUGGCCGAGCCCAAAGAGGCCAUUCACCUGCAACAGAUCUUGUCCUUGAAUAAGCGGACAGUGAAGGACGAGAACGGCAUUCUUUUCUGCUUCGAUGUGGCGUUCACACAUCAUUGGGAAAAGUUCCAGAAACAUGGGAGCAAACUCAUUGUCCGCACCUUCGGCUCCACCACCACCGCCAUCCGUGAUACUUGGGUGGACAAGAUCGCUCAAAGUCUUAGUGUCAAAUUGGAGACCUUUUCCAUGCACGAUUGCUCCAAAUUGGGAUGGGUGUUCCUCAAGGUGAUGUUUGCCGGCGAAUGGCAUCCUUCGUGGAUCUCUUUACGCGGACCGUUCUUCUACUACGGCCUCAAAGACGAAGACACCAUGGAGCGCAUCGAUCUGAAGAAGACCAAGAACGUGACCUUGGUGAAGGAGACCAAGAACUUGAAUGCCCCCGAAUUUGGGGCACCCGUGAUUGUGGUGGAUUUCGUCGAUCGAUCCCUGUACCUCCAAGCUCGCCAUGAGAAAGAAAUCCAUCACUGGAAGUUUGCUCUCGAGAGCUUGGCCUUCAAUAAUGGACAGCACUUGUCUGAGCAACAAGUGACCAAAGACGAGAUCCCCGUGAUUGUAGAUCAAUGCGUCAACUUCGUGUUUCGUCACGGGCUCUUGACCGAAGGCAUUUAUCGACACUCGGGCGUGAAGACCAAGAUCGAUCGGCUCCUAGAUCAAUUCCAAAAAAACGCCUGGGCUGUGGGCCUUUCCCGAGAGGAAUUCUCCGAGCACGAUGUGGCCAACGCAUUGAAACGCUUCAUGCGGACCUUGGAUGAGCCUUUGUUAACCGAGGCCUUGAGGCCCAUGUGGAUGGAGGCGUCCAUGAUCGAGCAAGGGAGCGAAAAACUGGAAAGAUACGAGGAACUUCUCUUGGGUUUGCCUGAUGUCAAUGUUCGCACCUUGCGCCGUCUCAUCGGACACUUGCGAGCAGUUGCCAAUCAGUGCGAACGGAAUCUCAUGUCCAACUUUAAUUUGGCCGCAAUCUGGGGUCCGACCCUCUUGACAGUGGACAAUCAGCCGGCCUCGAAUUUUGCCCGGACCUCGGGGGAAGCGGACGUUUGCAAGGAUCUCAUCGACCAUUACUUGCGGUUAUUCAAAGUAACCCGAGAAGAGUUGGAUCGGGAAGAGGAAAUCCUCAAGAAGACCCAAAGCUUCAACAGAAAUCCAAUGCCUAUAAAAAUUACAAGCGAAGUUAUGAUGUUUGUCCAUAUUGAUACCAAAACCGGCGACGAUUUUGUCAGUAUUGCCGUCACUCCCAAAAUGACCGCACACGAGCUUCAACAAAAGGCUCUUCGAGAGUCCAAUUACGCUGGCGACACUUCCAAAUUCAUCCUGCACGAAGUGAUCCAAGGCGGUCUGAUGGAGAGGCCCAUUCAUUAUCAAGAGAUCAUCUACGACGUGGCGCUGAAGUGGUGGGAGUGGUCGGAAGAGGAUCGCCGUGACACCUACCUCCUUUUGAAACGCAAUACAUUCUUCGAGGAAGCUCUCCCGUGUGCCAUACCGCCCUUGUCCGUGUUUGGCGAAGCCUUGUACUCCGACAAUGUCAAGGCCAGCAAAGCCAGUUUCAAGAAAUACCAUUUUUCCGUGAAUAAUGCCAAAAUCACCCGCCGAAAAGAGCUGAAGAACGGGGAAACGCAGGAGAUGGAUUCCUUCGACAUAGAAAAGAUCAUUUGGUAUUUGGGCUGUGAGGUGAAGAAACACGCUCCUUCUAAUUACAACGUAACGUUCAUCGAGAAAGACGGCAAGGUGGAGCGCACCAAAGAGCGGCCCUAUUUUGGUCGAAUCAUCUCGUUUAGUAGUCGAGAAUUGUAUAUCAAGUGGAUCGCUGCCAUGUUGGUGGCUGAGCAUCAAAAUGAUAUAAUUCCGUCCGUACUUUUACUCAACCUCGGCGAAGACGAAACGGUCGUCGAGGGUAGCCAAUCAAACUCAAGCGAAGCGUAACGGGGCAUUCAUCCACAUAGUGUAUGUAUCGUAAGCACUGGAACGACGACAACAAUCUUCAUUGAUUCUCACAAAGUUAAUCAAAUACCCGCUCUCUUUCUCUCUCUCUUUCUAAUUCUCCUGCAUGACACGUGUUAUUAAUUUGAUCAAAAUAAACCAAAGACAUGCCUUUAA